CAAGAAAAAACAGCAACAACAAAUAUUGUCUUUCUACAGUAUAUAUUUACGGGUUCAUGAAUUAUUCCUUUUCAUCUCGGAGGUCUUGCCGCACGGUGACAGAUGGCCGCGCCGGGUUCACGCUGGACGUUUACCUCGGCCGCCAUCUGACGCCCGACGUCGGCGCCAGAAUACCCUGGCGACGCGCGGCGCUGUGCUCGAGGAACAGAUGAGCCCCGGCUUUUGUUUUGUAGCUAUUUCAACCUUUGUCUUUGGAGCGGUGGGCCUCAAGGUCAAAUAUACGUAAAACAGGUCAACUCACUAGUACUCUGAAGAUUUCCACUUAAGAAAGUAGAAAAUGCGGUUCCUGGAGAAAUUUCCUGGGGAUGCUCGCUCUUCUGCUCCGUUGAAUGGCUCACUUCCUGUUGCUUUUUGCUCAUGUAUUGCCGAUUUUUGGACAAGGCAGAUUUUUGGGCAUUUACAGGUCAUUUUCUGUUGAUUUCGGGGCACUGCUGGGUCACAUCCCUUUUAUUUUGGGGCUAUUUUUGUAAUGAAUGGAGCCAUCGGAAUGCAUGCGCACACCUUGAAAAAUCCAAAAAGUGACCUUGAAGGCGACGCGCCUGAUAAGUUCCUAAGUGGAAGCUAAAUGCGUCCCGGUGACGUGAUAAGACCUCCUCCGUGAACGACGGCCCGUCACCAGUCCGGACUUUACCGACCGAACGCACUCUUCGGACGGCGGAAGAUCUGAGCGCGCUCUUGCUCGAAAUUGUUUUGACAGCAUUUUUGGCCACAGUACAUUUGAAGAACAACUUUACAAGGAGAGCUCUGAGAGGCCACCACAGAUGGAGAAAGAAGCAACCAUUGUGGAGGGAGAGGAAGUUCUUCAACGGAACAUCAUGGCAGGUGUGAAGUUGGAGACAGAAGUUGAAGAAACGACCAGAGAAGAGGUCGCAACCACCUUCACGUCUCACCUUGACACGAGUCGCACGGGCCAGUAUGACACCGUGGACCUUGAAGAGAACGCACGAACUGAGGGAGCUGAAGUGGCAAUGGAUGGGAAGGACGACCAGAAAGCAGUUGAGGCCCUUGGCGGCAGUCCGGUUCUCCCGGACCCGACGUUCAACAGGCGAUGCGGCCUCCUGGCUAGCGAGGUCAAGUAUAGAGAAGAGGCGCAGCAAAACAUGCAGAGCAGCUUGUACCAUCAGCUGCCCGAAACGCUACACACUCAGAUGGCGAAGCGCACGUCAAUGCUGCAAAGCCAGAUCAAAUACAAGUCGGCGGGCGAGAAGGAGCUUCGCCGCUCUUUGUACUCGACCCUCCCCGUCACCUUGGAGACGCGUCACGCCAAAGACGCCGCCGAGCUGCUCAGUGAGGUGAAGUACAAGUCGAGCGUCAAGAAGGACAUGGCCGCCUGCCUGUACUCCACCUUACCUGACACCUCGCAAACCAUCUUCAGCAGAGACAUGACGGACCUGCAGAGCGAGAUUAAGUACAAAGAAGACAGCAAGAGAAUCCUCUCGCAGAGUUUCUACUCUCAGUUGGACAAAACCACUGAGUCCGAGUUUGCUAAGAGUGUCGCGGAGCUUCAGAGUGAGGUGAAGUACAAAGAAGACGCCCAGAAGGAGAUGUCCUCCUCUUUGUUCUCCAAACUGCCUGAGACACUCCACACACGGCGGGCCAAGGAGCUUACGGCGCUCCAGAGUCAGGUGAAAUACAAAGAAGGUAACAAAGAUACGUCCUCAGCACUCUACCACCUCCUGCCGGAGACGCCGGAGACUCAGUUUGCCAAACACGUCUCGGAGAUCCAAAGCCAGAACAACUACAAGAGUGACCAAGAGGACUUGUCCGCCUCAUUGUACUCGCUGAUGCCAGAAACGGCGGACACCCAGUUUGCCAAAGACAUGGCCGACACGCACAGCCCGGCUAAGUACAAGCAGGAAGCCAAGCAGCAGGCAGCGUCAUCUUUGUACGCCAAACUGCCCGAAACGCUGGAGACCAAACACGCCAAAGAAGCUGCCGCACUCCAGAGUCAAAUAGAGUACCGAGCGGAGGGCAAGAAGCAGAUGACGUCGUCGCUGUACUCGCAGCUUCCCGACACUUCCGAGACGCAGCUGGCCCGGGAGGUGGCGCUGAUCCAGAGCCAGAACAAGUACAAAGAAAGCGGCAAAAAAGCGCAGUCCGUCAGCUUGUACUCGCAGCUACCGGAGACCAACGACAUCCUGCUUGCCAAAAGUUUGUCCGAGAUCCAGAGCGAGAACAAAUACAAGGAGGCGGGCCGGGAACAACUGUCCGACUGUCUAUUCUCUAAGAUGCCCGACACUCUGGAGACUCGUCACGCUAAAGACGUGUCACGACUUCAGAGUCAGGUGGGCUACAAGCAGGAGAUGGGCAAAACGUUCUACCACCAGAUGCCUGAAGCCACUCACACCGCAUCGGCCAAACAGCUCACUGAAUUGUACAGUCAGGUGAAGUACAAAGAAAACGGGAAGAGAGAGAUGAGCAAGAACUUGUACUCGCUCCUUCCCGAGACUCCCGAGAUGCACUUUGCCGAACAUGUGUCGGAGAUUCAGAGCCAGAAGACGUACCAGAAAGACAAAGAAGAACUGUCCAACUCGUUGUUCUCCAUCCUGCCUGAAACUAUGGACACUCGCUUUGUGAAGGACAUGGCAGAUACUCACAGUCAGGUGAAGUACAAGGAGGCGGCAAAGAAGGAGGCCAGCGGCGCUCUCUACCAUCAGCUACCCGAGACUGCCGAGACGCUUCACGCCAAAGAGGUUUCUCGGCUGCAGAGUCAAAAUGAGUACAAGCAGAGCGGUAAAGAAGCCGCCACGUCCAGCCUGUACGCUCUGCUGCCGCGGACGGCCGAGACGACGCGCGCCGCCAAAGUAUCGGAGAUGCUGAGCGAGUUUAAGUACAAGGAGCAGAGCGUCAAGAGUCACGCCCGCAGCGCCUACAGUCAACUGGCCGACACCGCAGAGACGCGACUGGCCAGGGCUCUCUCGUGGAUGAUCAGCGAGACCAAGUACAAGGAGGCCGGCAGGAAGGAGGCGGCCGACUGCCUUUACCGCCGAUUGGCGGAGACCCCGCAGACGCGACACGCCAGGGAGGCCACGCGACUGCAAAGUCAGGUUCUGUACAAGUUGGAAGCUUUGAAGGCAAAAGGCAGCAGUCUGUACUCUCAACUUCCCAUCACACGCCAGAUUGAGUUGGCCAAAGCAGUCACGGAGAUCCAGAGUGAGAAUAAAUACAAGACGGGAGGUGGAGAGGAAAGCGGCAGCGCCUUUCACAAGAUGGCCAGCACCAACCAGACGGAGUUCGUCAAGCGCUUGACCGACAUUCAGAGUCAGAGCAAGUACCGGAUGGACAAAGCCGACCUGUCCGCACCGCUGUUCUCGUCGCUCGCUGAGACUCUUGACACGCGCUUGGCAAAGGACGCGAUGGACUUGUUCAGCCAGCAUCAUUACAAGGACGCCAGUAAAAAGGAGAUGGCCAACAGUUUGUACUCGCUGCUGCCUCACACCAAAGAAACGCAGCAUGCUAAACAACAGAGUCAGCUACACAGCCAGAAGUUGUACAGGGAGGAGGGCAAGAAGGAAGCCGCCUGCAGUUUGUACGCCCAAAUGCCUCAAACCAUCGAGACCGUUUUGGCCAAAGAGCUCAGCAGGAAUCAGAGCGACAAAUUCUACAAGGAGAAGUACAAUCAUGAGAAAGGCAAGUCGGACUACGCCAAUAUGAAGACGCUACCAGAAGUGGAGCACGCCAUGGACGUGAACAAGAAGCAGAGCGACGUCGGCUACAGGAAGGGGAAGGAGGAGCUUCACCGCUACAGCUCCACGGCCGACAGAGCGGACAUGGUCAACGCCGCCAACGCUGCCAAACUGGCCAGCCAGGCGGCAUACAGGAGUGAUGUCAAGCAGCCGCUCGUGGGUGACGCUUCUCUUCCGGCGCGCUCGGACAUUUGUCACGCUAAAGAAGUUUCCAAACUGGCCAGCCGGGUGGAGUACAAACAGGCGCUCGGGCGACCUCGCUACAACCCGCUGGAUUGCGUGUCCUUCAAACAGCAGCAAGCGGCGGCGGCGCUCGCCAGCCAGGUCAAGUAUAAGAGCAACCAGAAGCAGAACGCCGAAGAUUCUUUUGACCUGCCCAACCUCCUGCAGCUAGAACACGCGUUGCACGCCAGCAUACUGCAAAGUCAUGUGGAAUACAAGAAGAGGCACGGGCAAAACAAGACUCAAUUCCACCUCGCCCUGGACACGGCGGAACAGCGCCACCACAAGGAGAACUUGGUUCUACACAGCCAGGUCAAGUACCGGCAAGACUACGAAAAGAACAAAGGUCGCACCAGUAUGGAGUUUGCGGACACGCAAACGUACAAAGUGCAGAAGGAGGCGCAGAAGAUGCAAAGCCAGAGGGAGUACAAGCGUGACUAUGAGGAGCACAUGAAGGGAAAAGCCUUGGUGGAGGUGGAGCAGACGCCGGAGUAUCUGACGGCUCGUCAAGCGACCAAUCUUCUCAACGAGAAGGAGUACAGGAAGGACCUGGAACAGGAAGUGAAGGGGCGGGGCUUAUCCGGCCUGGGCUUAGAGGACACGCCUGAGCUGCUCAGGGUCAAGCAAGCCAAUCGCAUCCUCAACCAGAAGGAGUACCGCAAAGAUUUGCGAACGGAGGUGCUGGGUAAAGGAAUGCAGCUCAGCCCCGACGUUCUAGAGGUCCGGCGGGCCAAGAGGGCGUCACAAAUCCAGAGUCAGAGCUCCUACAAGCAGACGGAGCAUCUCAAGGAGAACUCGUACGGAACCAUCACCGACACUCCGGAACUUGUGCACGCCUCCUACCUCAAAGACGUCUACAGUCAGAGGAAGUACAAAGACGACGCAGAGCGCACGAGAGGUCGCUACGGCGCACUGCCGCUCACACCGGAGAUGGAACGGGUGAAAGCCAAUCAAAGAAAUGUCAGCUCGAUGCACUACUGCUGGGAUUCCAAGCUAAUGAGAGGGCUGAUUUCAUCCGUCACCGACACGCCGGAAAUUGUCCUCGCUAGAGAGAACGCCAAGAAAAUCAGUGAUGUGCAGUACCGACAAGAGUCGGGCAGUGGGACCGCCGUCGCGGAAACACCCGACAUAAAAAGAGUCCGACGAAACCAGGAAAACAUUAGCUCUGUAAAGUACCAGCGUGGGCUGCAGGAGGUCCGGGGGCGGAGCUGCACCGAGCUGGACACCCCCGAGUACCGACGGGUCAGGAGGUCUCAGGACUCUGUUUCCACGGCUAAGUACCAUGAAGACUUUGAGCGGACCCGCGGUCGCGGUUCUACGGACGAGGAGCGCUACCAGCGAGCCAAUCACAUGAUAGCGGACGUGGGACCCAACCAGAAGAUGGAGACCGACAGGCGGCCCGGAGGUAUCAUCGUAGAUAUGAAGUUGUGGAGAACUGAUCCGGGCUCCAUCUUUGACUUUGACCCUCUGGAAGAUGACGUCCAGUCCAAGAGCCUGCGCAGGAUGUCCGAGCGGGCCGAGCGCAGGCUGAGCAGGCCUCAGUCUCGGCAGUCCCACAGCUCGCUGACUUCUGAACUUUGGGAUAGGAGCAGCUGCGACACACCGGCCCCAGUGCUUCCCGGAGCGUACCACCAGGGGGCGCACGUGCAGCCUUCGUAUCACGGCUACAUGCAUCAAACCAGCAUGUCGUCCGUCCGAUCCGUCACUUCGCCGCCACAACCAUCAGCCAUGCGUGUUUACCGGGCGCUGUACGACUACGCGGCGCAAGACCACGACGAGGUCUCCUUCAGGGACGGCGACGUCAUUGUCAACGCGCAGCCCAUCGACGAGGGUUGGAUGUACGGCACGGUGCAGCGUACCGGAAAGUCCGGCAUGUUGCCCGCCAACUACGUAGAAUGGUGCAACUAGUAGUAUAUUUUUGGGGGGGGGAGUCUGUCUUAGUAUUCUGUUUGAUUUCACCAUUGCAAAGAAAUUUGGUGAACAUAAGUCAACUGUUUCUUUAGUUUUGGGAUCAUUUGAAUUUAAGUUUAUUUGCAAGUACUCUGCGUAUUAAUGGCAUGUUAUUAUCUCGCACUCAAUGUAUCGCUGUAAUUCAUAUGGCACAUCAUCAUACAUCAGAGAAAUAAAAUGGCGUUUGUCAGCACAAAUAUGGUUUUAAUCACUGACUGCUCUGUUUCAUUGCGGCGCUAGACGUUAAUCUCUUAACUGGGAGGGCCGAAUGAAC
Molecule: messenger RNA, 6192 nt
Organism: Corythoichthys intestinalis (scribbled pipefish)
Lineage: Eukaryota; Metazoa; Chordata; Actinopteri; Syngnathiformes; Syngnathidae
Gene: nebl
Product: nebulette
Exons: 45
Coding region: 822-5876 (1684 amino acids)
Biological process (GO): cardiac muscle thin filament assembly
Cellular component (GO): focal adhesion; Z disc
Molecular function (GO): actin filament binding
Source: RefSeq, a predicted model, not a curated record